Tachysurus vachellii is the source of this 4101-nucleotide messenger RNA. Its product is annotated as terminal nucleotidyltransferase 4A-like. The record is from RefSeq and is a predicted model, not a curated record. Gene Ontology annotation, molecular function: mRNA binding; poly(A) RNA polymerase activity. Bases 180 to 2729 code for a protein of 849 amino acids. NCBI's taxonomy places the organism in Eukaryota, Metazoa, Chordata, Actinopteri, Siluriformes, Bagridae. Gene Ontology annotation, cellular component: nucleolus; TRAMP complex. Gene Ontology annotation, biological process: RNA 3'-end processing. The transcript has 13 exons.
UGCGCAGUGGCGGCUUUUCUUCAGCCACACUGCGCUACAUUGUGCUGCCGGAGGAGCGGAGCUGUUUCUCGGUGACGGUCGCUGGACAUCCGCUCAGAGCUCCGUGUCCUCAACACCGCUCUCCAUAAAGUGCCUCGUGUUUGUUUCCUUUUGCAUUCCGGUUCAUUUCGGAGCCUUAAAUGGACCCCAGAGUGGCGUGGAUUCAGCCCGAACAGAAAGGACCAGCCAACGCGCUGUGGAUGCACAUCUGGGAGACAUCACAUGGGUCACGGACCUCCAACACCUUACACAACCCUCUGCUGAUGAAGACCUACAGCGCCAUCAGCCCUCAUCACGUGAUGAAGACCUCCAGCUCCAUCAGCCCUCAUCAGGUGAUGAAGACCUCCAGCUCCAUCAGCCCUCAUCAGGUGAUGAAGACCUCCAGCUCCAUCAGCCCUCAUCAGGUGAUGAAGACCUCCAGCUCCAUCAGCCCUCAUCAGGUGAUGAAGACCUCCAGCUCCAUCAGCCCUCAUCAGGUGAUGAAGACCUCUAGCUCCAUCAGCCCUCAUCAGGUGAUGAAGACCUCCAGCUCCAUCAGCCCUCAUCAGGUGAUGAAGACCUCCAGCUCCAUCAGCCCUCAUCAGGUGAUGAAGACCUCCAGCUCCAUCAGCCCUCAGACCCUUCAGGUUUCACCCACUUUUAUUCUUCCACCUCAGUUUGAUCACCGCAGUCUGACUGCCCUGAAUGACACUUGUACAGGAUCAGGGAAGACAAAUACUUCACCUAAAAAUGGCUCCUUAUCUCCGUCGUCCUGUUCUCUGGACUCCGAGACCGACAGUCCCAAAUCAGACUCUUGUGACAGCACAAACACCCACCAUCUUCAUCCUAGAGUCAUUUUCAGCUUCAAUGAACAGCACAACAUCAAUGACUAUUUGCAUCAGCACCAACAGCAGCAUUUGCAUCUCCAAGCACAUCUUAACCAACACCAUCACCGGCAUCCAUCCCAGCACUUCCCUCAAGUUCCUGACCACAACCACCACCACCAUCCAGCCAGGAAGAAGGGUGAGAACAAGACCAGCACUUGUGGGGUCAAUUACCUGCUCACCAACUCCAAUGGUAACCUCUUCUGCCCUGGGACGCCAUGGAAGACCAGGAGAUACAGUCCAGGAGUGAACGGCCUUCAUGAAGAGAUCGUGGACUUCUACGCCUUCAUGUCCCCCCGGCCUGAGGAAGAGGCCAUGAGGAGGGACGUAGUGAACCGCGUCGAGAGCGUGAUCAAGAACCUGUGGCCUGCAGCUAACGUUCAAAUAUUCGGCAGCUUCAGUACCGGACUUUACCUUCCGACGAGUGACAUUGACCUUGUGGUGUUUGGGAAAUGGGAACGUCCUCCUCUCCAGCAGCUCGAUCAGGCUCUGAGGCAGCAGAACCUCGCCCAACCCUUCUCCAUUAAAAUACUGGACAAAGCCACGGUUCCUAUAAUCAAGCUGACGGACCGAGAGACUGACGUAAAGGUGGACAUCAGCUUUAACGUGGAGACGGCCGUGAAAGCAGCACGCUUCAUCAAGGACCACUUAAAGAAGUACACGGUGCUCCCGUACCUGAUCUUUGUCCUGAAGCAGUUCCUGCUGCAAUGGGAAUUAAACGAGGUGUUCACAGGAGGCAUCAGCUCCUACUGCCUCAUCUUAAUGGUUAUCAGCUUCCUGCAGCUCCACCCCCGGAUCGAUUGCCGGGCAGCCAACAUAAAUCUGGGAAUCCUGCUGAUCGAGUUCUUCGAACUGUACGGCCGACACUUCAACUACCUGAAAACGGGAAUCCGUGUGAAGAACGGAGGCGCGUACCUCGCCAAGGAGGAGAUGAUGAAGGCCUUGAGCAGUGGCCACAGACCCUCCAUGCUGUGUAUUGAAGAUCCUAAUUUACCUGGCAACGAUGUGGGCCGCAGCUCUUACGGGGCCCUGCAGGUGAAGCGGGUGUUCGAUUACGCCUACAUCAUCCUGGGUCACGCCGUGUCUCCUCUCGCCCGCUCUUAUCCCAACAAAGACAAUGACAGCACGCUCAGCCGGAUCCUCAGACUGACCCAGGAGGUGAUUAACUACAGGGAGUGGAUCAUCCAGAAGUGGGGGGACAGACACAAUGCCAUAAUCAACCGCUGCACCGUCCCGUUCGGAGGCGACUCCGAAGAGCAACAAAGAGACUCUGCAUCUCCACAAAGUGCCGAUUCCCUCAUGUCUCUGUCCAGCCCGCAGCAGCACUCGACAUCCUCGUCUUCGGCCUCGUCCGUUUCCUCGCUCUCAGGAAGUGACAUUGACUCUGACUCUGUUCUAUCUGGACUUAAAGCGCCGCAUCAAACUUUCCCAGAGGUUCCUUUACUCAGCUCUCAGCAGAGGCCACAAAACGGGACACAUCCCUCUGAGACCACGUCGUCUACCGGACAGGUGCGCAAGCCGCUCCCUGUGACUCUACCCCCACCUGUGCCAGGCAGACCUGUAUGUGUGGACGGGUGUGUGCCACUGAGCAACGGUUACCGACUGUCCUCACCCAUCUACCUCGGCCCGCUGCCUGGCCUCCAGCACCAGCCCAAGUUUCAUAAUGUCCAGAGGUUUAGCCCGAAGCUUCCCGGUGGCUUCCAGCCUGGUCCGAUGCCUGCACCUCGCACCAACCUUCAACAGCACAACCGAAACUCAUGGCACAGAGGAGGAGGCAAACGCCGCCCUCUAGCCUCAGCAGAUAGAACUGCCACAGGUCAACGGUAGCACUUCUGUUUACGCACGACGAUCCAAGCUCUGUCCUCUGUGACGGCUGCGGUGUUUUUUUUAUUUAUUAUUUUUUUUAAUGUUCUUUCUUUAUUCACUUAUUUUAUUAUUUUUAAAAUUUCCCCCCGUUUGUGCCAAACACUAAAUGAUCUCAUUGCAGCCAAGCUGUAUUUGGAAUUUAGUACCACUCGUGCAAUAUGAGUAUUUUUAUAAUUUGCUAUAUUUUUUUUUUUAGUUCUUUUUAAAUUUAAGUUUUACAUCUAAGUUUUUGUGUUGUCAUGAAUGUAAGCUGAUGAAGGUCGUGUGUGAUGUUCUUUACAUUAUUGCUACACUACUAUACUAUCAUGUCCAAAUCCAGUGUGUUUUUGAGUAUUUUAUUAUUAUUUAUUUUUUGUUGUUCCCAGAUCGCUGUAGUUCAGCGUCAGUACCAGCAGGUGGAGCUAAUAAGUGCUCUGUGCCAAAAUCCUGGGCCAAAGUAUCUGUCACAUUAACCUGUACCUUUAUAUUCACCCCCAUGGACAACAACAUGCCAGAUUUUGUUCAUUUAAUUUUGCCUUAAGUUUUACAUUUUUGUCUUUCUUUUCUGCACCAGAUUGGUCAUAGUGAUGCUCCAAUAAUGACUGCUAAUAUGCCCCUUAAACUCACCGUACCCCUUUGCAUUUGUGAGAUCAUGAAACAGGAAUGAAAAGGUGGCAGUGUGGCAUUUGGUAAACACCACACACACACACACACACACACACACACACACACACACAAAAAAAAACAAUAGGACCAUGUAUGUAGUUCAACUACGUCUGCACCAACAGUUUGUAAACUGUGACUCAUUUCAUUAAUCGACAUUACAACGGUUUUGUCCCGGUCUCGUUAUUCUGGAAUUGUUUUGUAAAAGUAUUUAAUUUAUGAAUAUGAUAAUUUCAGAUUUCAACACCAGCAGGUGGCACCAAAUAUUUUCAAUUCUCCUUUCAGUUUUUGCAGUGGUGACAUACCAGUAAAAUGUGCAGUGUGAUUCUCCUGACCCUAAUACACCAGGAUGAAGGUCGUAUCCUCACCUCAGAACCACUUAAACGUUGAUGUUCUAUGCAAAAGUCUUGGCACUGAUUGGCCAUUAUAGUCACGGUCAUUGUUGGCGUUUGUCACUGUAACUGAACUGAUCACAAAUGAUCUUUUGCCAAAUCAUGUGAUCACAUUUUUAAAACUUUUCCCCCUUUAUUUUACACAAUAGAACGUAAUUAUUUCCUGCUGUAUAUUUUCACAAAGCAAAUGCGCCUCUAUUAAAAUUAAAGGUCAUUCUUGUAGCAUUUUGACCCAAAGAUGGUGACGGCGAGCACUGGACACACACACACACACACACACACACACACACACCACACAC